Messenger RNA from Schistocerca cancellata (South American locust), 2669 nucleotides. Its product is annotated as mucin-5AC-like. The record is from RefSeq and is a predicted model, not a curated record. The transcript is spliced from 2 exons. NCBI's taxonomy places the organism in Eukaryota, Metazoa, Arthropoda, Insecta, Orthoptera, Acrididae. The coding region runs from base 426 to 2282 and encodes 618 amino acids.
AACAACCAUCCUCCUCCGAAGCAAGCGAAAGUUUUCGAAGCAGUCGUGUCGUUUCAAAACUGCCUUACUGUACGUUUUAAUUUUUAUAGAUAGUUAGUGAUUUUAUUUGCACGGUGACGGCGUGAAAGUAGACCAGAUAACACAGCAUCUGAAAAAUAAAGUUUUGCGUGUUAGUGCGCUUAAACAGAAGUGUCGUUGACGACUCUGUGACAAUGGUCUAAGGAGAAACGAUUUAUUUUGUGGAAAUGUUCGUGUUAACUUACCGACUUUGGUCAGACGGAAUAUACGGUAAUUUUAUCAGUGUGUUUAUUGCGAUGUGUGUUUUCCGUAACGUGGUUAUCAUUUCUAGUGUGGACGCAGUUGACACCAAUCAUCGUCGCUAGUUAUCUAUAGAGAAGUUAGUAAGGCAGACGUAUCACUUAAAAAUGAGUGUUUUCACAGUUAUAAAUACGUGUGUCAUACUGCUGGUGUGUAACCUACUUCUGAGCAUGUAUGCGUCUGCUCAGCCGAUCAUGUGCAUGUACAUGAUGCCAGACGGUGUACUUGUCCCAGGACCGUGUCUGUCCUACGGUUACUACGUCUUCUGCUACGAGUGCGAGAAUGCAGAAGUGACUCAGUCAGCUACAACACAGCAUGCAACAACUGGUCGUGACACAGUUUCCACCACAACUUUUGUCCCUAAGACAAGGCCGCCGUCCGAGUCUACUUCACAGCCAACUCCUACUGGUUUGACACCGCCCGGAACUACAGUCAGGAGCACAACACCAGAAACAACAUCUACGUCGUUCACAACAACAACAGUGGAGAACUCCUCGCCAACAUAUCCAACAUCUACCACUACCACGAUCAGUCAGCAAACGACAACUGCAGCACCUACAACUACUUCCACGCCAGACUCCACGACAGAGUCUAGAACCACCAAGUCUACAACGACAACCGUUGCUUCAGUCCCAAUAACUACGACGGAAGCGAUUUCCUCUACAACUGGAACAACUGCUUCUCAACUGACGACAACUACCACAGCGAGAAAUAGCGCAAGUAGUACUCUGGCAGUAACAACUACUUCCACUUCAGGCACAGGAGCAGCUAACACUGAAAAACCUACGAUGUCAUCCAGUACAGUGGGAUUCACAAGCACUGUCACGCCAACAGCUACAAGUUCUUCACAGAACACUAUUCACACUGGUUCCACUGCAUUGCUUACUACAACCACGUCGCAAACGGCUGCGGCUAACAACAACACCACUCAUCAAACCACUGCAUCUGGCGCCACAUCGACAAGUACCGAGAGUGGAACAAGACGACCUUCAGGAACGACAAGCCUGCCAGCAAAUGUAACAGAACUGGAGACGCUCACCACCGCAUCAAGAAGUUCCUUCCCGACUCCACCUGCUCCUAUAACGACCACCAGGCGUCCUAGAACAACAAAAAGAAGAAGACGGACGACGACGACCACCACCACCACUACAGUCCCCACCGAACAGACGUCGACUCCGAGCAUCGCAACAGCUGCUGACACUGGUUCCACUUCGCUGCCUGUUACAGUCACGUCGCAAACCGCUGCAGGGAACAACAACACUACUCAUCAAACCAUUGCAACUGGCGCCACAUCGACAAUUACGGCAAGUACUGAGAGUGGAAUAAGCAGACCUUCAGCAACUACAACCCUGCCAGCAAACGCAACAGAGCUGGAGUCGCCCUCCACCGCAUCAAGUUCCUUCCCGACUCCACCUGCUCCUGUAACGAGCACCAGGCGCCCUAGAACAACAAAAAGACGGAGACGGACUACUACUACGACGACGACGACCUCUACCGUCUCCUCCGAAGAAUCGUCGGCUCCGACCGCCACUGCAAUGUCGCUGACCACGUCACCUCCUGGAGAGGUGACAUCUGAGAAUACGACUGCAGCUUCCAUAGCAACAAUCACCACCGAACAAACAGCAACUGCAAGUGCUCUUUCAUCUCUAGCUACCUUCACCCUACAAACAACUACAACUUCAUUCCCGAUGACCACCACCCCUUUGCAAACGACCACAACUAUUACUACAGUGCCAACGACCACCACUACCCCAGUACAAACUACUACAACUACUACUUCACCGGCGUCGACCUCGACCCCCACUACCCCUACAACGACAAGCACCACGAGCACUACUUUAGCCCCUACGACCACUACUACCAUUCCACAAACAACAACUUCAUCAGCUUCCCCAACAACUACAGCUGUUUCAACAACUUCGACUGAGAGAACUACUCCUUAUUUUGAUCCGGAUCCAGAAUGAGAGGACAAGAUGGCAUAUCAUCAGGUCUGCAGCGUCAUGCGCAGGUCGGCCACCGCGGCGCUCGCGUUCGCGUCGCUGCUGUUGCUGCUGACGGUGCUGCCACCCAGCGUGGACGCUGUGAGGCGCGUGCUGGUGCGAGCCCCGGGCCAGGCUGCGCAGGCGCGCCGCGCCAAGGUGCUGCAGGUGGGGCAGCUUCGCAGGGAGGACGUGCGCGAGGGACACAUCAUUCGCGCGCCGGAUCGCAUCGUGGAUCCGGGCGAGGUCUGCCUCGGCGGCAAGCGGCACGGCGCCGGCCGCUGUCGAGAGGAGUGGUGAUACCAGCCGCGUGUGCACAAACUCUCACUCAGUAUUAUGUGACGUUUUUUUCCUAAAAAACAAACAAAAAUA